This is a messenger RNA of Abrus precatorius (Indian licorice), 1228 nucleotides long. RefSeq names its product translocon-associated protein subunit alpha-like. Gene Ontology annotation, cellular component: endoplasmic reticulum membrane; endoplasmic reticulum. The record is from RefSeq and is a predicted model, not a curated record. The transcript is spliced from 8 exons. Lineage: Eukaryota; Viridiplantae; Streptophyta; Magnoliopsida; Fabales; Fabaceae. Bases 95 to 871 code for a protein of 258 amino acids.
GAACAGGAAUUAGAAACGUAACAGGGUUCUCUUUCUCUUUGGGAUUUGGGAAACUCUGAAUUCCAUUCCAACAGCAAGAACCCUAGAAGACCUCAUGUCGCUCUGCAACAAGUUUUGGAUUUUCUCCCUUGCUCUCUUCCUACUCUCUUCACCUCUACUCCAAGUUGCUAGGUGUCAGUCAGACUCAGAUGAGGCUGUGGAGACUGUUGAAGAAGUGAGUGAUAUUGGCAUUGUUGGUGACGAUGUUCAAGAUUUUGGUGAUGAGAACUUCCCUUCUGCUCCGGGAAUUGAGACAAUCUGUGUGUUCCCGAAGAAUAGUGCAAGAUUGAUAACAGCUGGGGAAGAGACAGAGCUGCUUGUUGGCAUGAAAAAUGAUGGGGAGUCGAGCUUGAAUGUUGUUGCAGUUAAAGCUAGUGUCCACCUUCCGUUUGAUCAUCGUUUACUUGUUCAAAAUCUUACUGCUCAGGUUUUCAACAAUAGGUCUGUGCCAGUUUCAACACAGGCUACUUUCCAGUAUAUAUUUGCUGUCAGCAAGUACUUGCAGCCCGGGACUUUUGAUCUUGUAGGCACCAUUGUGUAUGAGAUUGAUCACCAUCCAUACCAAAACACUUUCUACAAUGGCACUAUUGAGGUUGCCGAGGCUGGUGUUUUUCUAAGCAUGGAAUCUGUUUUUCUUGUUACUCUUGGAGCCGCCCUUCUUGUCCUCCUUGGGCUAUGGAUUCGUGGUCAAAUACAGCAUCUAACCAAGAAAACAAAAAGAUCUCCAAAAGUUGAAGUUGGGACUAGGACUACAGAUGCCUCAAUGGAUGAAUGGCUUGAGGGAACUGCAUAUACUCAGUCUCUGUCGAGCAAAUCUAAGAAGAAGAAGUAGACAAAUAAUUCUUCUCUAGUUCAGCUACACAAGACUACGUAGAGCACAGAAUCCUGUUAACUCAGACUAGGUUGGAACGUGCAAGAGACCACGAGCAAGUAGUUCUAAAAAUUAGGCUGAAAGGACCUGGCCUUUUGUUGUAGUUUAUGAGAGCAAUUUUAUAUUUAUUAUUCUUUGCACGAAAUUUAUCUUUUCUAAAAAAAAAAAAAACUAACAGUGAUCUGAGUUAGCAUACAACUUUGUGAACCGGCAGAGUUUUGUUAGAUUAUGUUAUUUUUAUCUGGAUUUGACAUACUUCCCAGGUUUCAUAGGCAUGUAAUAGCUUAUUUUUGGAUAAAAGUAAUGACAAGUAAUCAU